CUUCUAAAUAUUUAGUUUCAGAUGGGAAACAAGAAACCUAAACCAUUAAAGUACGUUCUUUUAGUCCGUCAGGUAGAAUUUGAUCUGCUCUGCUUCUCCAGAGCUUAAUGUACAUAAUUCAGAUGUGUAAUCUGAGCCUACAACAUUACAAUGCAUGUUCAUCUGGUCUGACCGUACUAUUGGAGGCUAUUUUUUUUUUCCAAUAUACCUGAUUAUUUUACAUAUCCAGUUAGCACACAGGGGAAUCUGCAGGUUAUGAUUAGCGGAGUUAAAAACAUGAACAGGAGUCAUCAGCCAAACUUCUCCCAAUAACAACUUGUCAUUCGUUUAAAUUAAUUUUUCAUUUCCACUUCUAAUAGUUAAAUUUUCCUUUUUAUAGGUAUUGAAGCCAAGGGACAGACCAAAGAUGGGUUCAACUUGAUGUUUGGGGUCAAUCACUUGGGUCAUUUUCUCCUGACAAACCUGCUUCUGGACCGUUUAAUGCUCUGCACCCCAAGCCGCAUAGUAGUCUUGGCAUCUGACGCAUAUAAACAUGGAACGAUAGAUUUUAAAAAUCUAAAUUCACCUGCAGAAAGCUGGAAGCAAAUAUUAACGUCCUACUGUGACAGCAAGCUGGCCAAUAUACUGUUUGCCCGACACCUGAGUUACAGAUUACAGGAUACUGGUGUUACAUGCUACUCUGUUCAUCCAGGUAAGCGCUAACGUGUAAUGAAGGCAUGCAAAAAUCAUGGUUGGACUUUGAGUAGAUGGGUAAAUAUUUUGGGUAAAUGGUAAACCGAUAUGGAAUAGAGCUAGUAGAUGGGAAAAAUUAGAUAGUGGUUAAUGCCUUGGAGAUGCAAAACAGAAGCAGUUUAAAUGUAAUAAGAUCAAAGGAUAAUUAUGGGAAACAAAGUCCUUAAAUUAAUCUGGAUGGUAAACGAGCAUAGAUUGUGAGAGGGGAAGUGGAUUCCGUGUGAGCGAUUUUAGGAAAAAAAGAAUAAUCGUAAAUUUCUGAGGCUGAGAGAUGGGGAAUGUUGAUUGAAGACUACCUGAGAUGGAUAACCUAUCAAAGGAGAGAUGGUGGAGAAUUGGGAAUGAAUAUGGAGGAAGAGUGAAAUAUAGGGAUAAAACCUCUCUGCAAAGGAGGUGAUUUAGAUGAAUGCAUGUAGAUUAAAAAACUAGAAAGGGCCAGGUAAAUGGUAGAUAUCUAAUGGAGAGAUGCAAAACAGACAUGGAUGAAAGAAGAGAUGUUGCUAACAUCCAGGAGGGAGCAGCAGAUUGGGGUAGAAAGAGGUUAACCUAAAAUAAAGGAGACGAGAUGGUGAAAAGAAAUAAAAUAGACUAUGGCAAGCAGUAUUACCUACACUGGUAUAGCGGUAUAGUAUGAAUGUUUGAUGCCCUGUUCUGGCAACAUUUUAUUUUUAUUUAUUUUUUAAAGCGCCAACAUAUUCAUCAGCGCUGUACAGUAGUAGAACUAACAGACAAGUAGUUCAACAAGACAAGUUGGACAUACAGGAACAGAGCUGCAGGGGGGCCCUGCUAAAUUAAACUGUAAAAGGUGCAUUACCCUCCUCAGGACUGGUAAACGAGGGAAGAGCUGCUGCGUUAUCAAAUGUCAGCUGACCCCACAGUACCUUAAAUGUAAGGUACUGUGGGGUCUGCUGACAUUUGAUCAUUUUCAGUGUAGAACACUAGGAGCAUUGAGGAAUAAACUGAUUAGGCAUUCCAGUCCGCUAAUGUACUUUGGAUAGGUGUCAGAAUAAUAAUGUGUAAACUCUGUAAUCACACCUCCUUUUUAUAAUGACUAUAUUAUAAAUCUGAUAUUUAUAUGUAAAUAACACUAUUGCUGUUACUGCCAGUAAUUCUGGCCAUGAGGCAUGUAAUGGCUCGUGAAGUGAUAAAGGAGGGCCUGAGUAGGAAGCCACAUUUCUGAGGGCUGGCAGGAAGAAAAAAACAAAACAAAACCAUUCUGCUUUUGGCCUGCCGCCACAGAUUCGACAAGCCUGCUUUAGACAAUAAGCACACUCUGUGGAAUUAUGUCAGAAUUGUUUCUCUGUGUGUAUAGUAAAAAGAGAUUGCAGUUCAUAGAAUGCAUACCCAUACUAAAACCAUGCAGCAAAUGACUAACCAGCUCAGGAAUUCAUUCUCAAACUACUCUUGAAAUAGGUAAAUGGGCUCGGUGUUUACAAAACUUGCUGGUUCCUUUUUCUCUCUCCAUGUACGGGAAGCAGGAGGUUAAUAAAUGUCUAAGUCAGCAAUGCAUUCACUUUGGCUACUCUGGCUUUAAAUUUUAAAUUUACUUUAAUUUCUCACCCUAAUAAAUAACCCAAUAAAUCUCCUCUAUAUCGUCCUUUUUCUUUUUGCAGGUGUGGUGCUCACUAAUUUGGGGCGCAGUUUUCCAUAUUGGUUAAAGGUAGCGCUAUUUCCACUUGCCUGGCUCCUUCUUCGAACCACUACAGAUGGCGCCCAGACAUCCAUCUACUGUGCUGUACAAGAAGGAAUAGAAAAGUACAGUGGUGGCUACUUCAAAAAUUGCACGUUUACUACAGUUAAACCUCAUGCCCGGGAUGAUGGUGUGGCCAAAAGGUUAUGGGAAGUUAGUGAAGAACUCACCGGAUUAGCAGCAGAAUAGUUCAUGAGUUUAACUGUGGUCACUGCAGGUUGACUGCAAGUUACAUCAUCAUUUUUUAGAAGUGUGAACUGUGGUCCAGCAGUGACUGAGGAGUCACGGAUUGUUCUUGGUAAAAAAAAAAAAAAUUGUUUGUUUUAUUCUUAACGAUUUAUCGGAUUAUUUUCCAGACUAAUAUCCAUGUGUGAGGUUUAUUUUACCAUGUCAGUCUUUAAACGGAAUGUAGAAAGAAUAUUAGGCCACCCAGGCUUGUUUAUUACAUCUAUGGUUGCCACAGCUGUAAUUGUCAGAACUAUUAAUUAACAUUUUGUGUUAUAGAGAGAGCAUAAAGUAGUUGUCUACAAUGCCCUGACUUUUAAGAGUUGGUUACCUGGCAGUAGUGUGUUUUUUGUUAUCAACUUUCUGAUCCUGUACAUCUUGGCCCUCAUCUAGAAUUAGCACUGUAAGGUCUAGAAAAGUGCUAUGGAACAGGAGUAAUAGCGAUAUAAAAGGACCAAUCUUAAAGCACCAUUCAAAAUACAUAUUGCAAAGUCAUAUAUUUAUUCCAUAAAAUCAUUCUCCUCAAAGUGAUGGGGCAUAUCCUUUGCUGUGUCAAAAAUUAUAGAUACAGAGCUUAAAGGGAUUUUCCAGUGCCAGGAAAUCCUUUUUGUUUUCCUGGCACUGCAGGACCCUACAGUGCCCCUCUCCCUCCCACCCCCUAUCCCCAGUUGCUGUAGGGGUUAAAACCCGUUCAUUGACUUACCGGAGUCCAGGGCCGAUGUCCCUCGGCGCUGGUUCAGGCUCUGCCUACUCUCCUCGCGGCUAUGGUCGAGCACGUGCAUUAGACCCCCCCCAAGGAAAGCAUUAUUCAAUACUUUCCUAUGGAGAUUUCGGCGACGCUGGAGGUCCUCACAUAGCGUGAGGACCUCCAGCGUCGUAUAACACACUUUUUGUGUUCUACGAACAUGGAAGUCCCUCUAGUGGCUGUCUGAUAUGAAAACUGCAAUAAUUAUACUUGCAGGGUUAAGGGUAGUGGGCGUUCUCACCCAGACCACUCCAAUGGGCAUAAGUGGUCUGAGUGCUUGGAGUGUUCCUUUAACAAUAAGCAACGUAACCUCAUUCUCACUAAGCGUGAAACAGAUUCCAGGUCCUUUUCAGAAAGGUAAGGUGUGUUUUUUUUUUUUUUUUUUAUUCAAAGAGAAUGAUUAACUAAUCUUCCAGUAUUGAGCAAUUGUUUGUGCUUUAUUAUCAGCUGACUGUACACCAUUCAUCUUUUUUAUUAGUAAAAUUGAUCGGUAAAGUAUGAUUAAAGGGCCUGGCUAUCCACUCAAUAUAUGACCUCGCCAUUCACAACUUCACAGUGAUCCAGCGAUUAUCCAUCUGGUAUCAUGAAUUCACUAUUCCUGCCUAACUGCAGGGGUGACACGGCCUCACCGGAGCCAGUGGGUGCGGAUUAUUGGCUUGGUUACCACCUAGCAUACUGUUUGUAUAUCAUACAUGUUCACAGUUAAUCUCUCGUCUUUUGUUAAAAAUCACCGAUAGAUGAACUACAGCUUGCGCUGACAAGAUGGCUAUCAUGAACAUGCUCUGCUCCCUUCCUCCUAAGGUGUUAAUGGCUUGUCCAAGCCCAGUGCAACAUUUAAUUUAUGAUGAGAUCACAUGCAUGUUAACUGGUGAAUGUACGGAUAUACGCUUGAUGCAGUCUCUCUGGCAAAAAAUAAUGUAUUGUCACUGACGCAGUGAAGGUGGGAAAGAAAAAUACAUAAUAAGCAUUUUUAGAACAAAUCCUGGAUGCUUCUGCAGAGUCUCCUCAUUUUGCAUAAUAUUAAAUAUAGUGGUUGUUUUCUCUCUUUCAUUAUAAUCAUAAAUAUAUUGAUAUUUUUAUACACAUACAUAAUUUGUGGUCCGGCUUGCAUUAAAGGAACCCUUUGUGCACCAUAACUACCUAAUCUCUAUGAAGUUGUUAUGGUGUCAGGACAUCCUGGGCGCCAUCUUACUUUAAGCUAAUAAAUUGUUUAUGAACAGUUUAACCCUAAAGUUGUGAACACAGUGCCCAGGCUUCUCAGGAUUUCAUUAACUCCAGAGUCAUAAAAUUGCGUGACAAAGUUUUUUUUUAUAAAGUUUAUGACUGGAGCGCUCCUUUUACCUCUACGUAUGACUUAUUAUGUCAAUAAAAUGGCAUUUUAUAAAUGACUAUCAUAUUUCAGGAUGUUGUUCAUUCCAGCUCUGUUUUUUUAUAUAUAAUAUAUGUAUAACCUGCUGUAGCUUUGUUUACAUUUAAUUCUGCCUACUUACAUGAUAAACACAUGCUGACCAGUUCAAUCUUUUGCUGUGCUUAAUUGUUUUAGUAAGAUAAGUAAAUACAGAGAGCAGGGGUGGCUAACAAGUAGAUUGCAGCUGUUGCAGAACUACAACUCUUAUGAUGCUUUGCUGCCCCUGUUCUUAAAGAUUUGAUGAUCCAGAAAAAUCAACCAUUGUCUACCUCGGUGAGGCUCAGUACGUGGAUUGCUUUCCUUGAGUAAGCAAAAAUAAGAAAGAUUCUUGUGCAGAAACGAAUUUCCUUCCAUAUUGGAACAGUCUACAAGAAGACUGCCACUAUUAAUACAAUUAUAUGGGCAAGUUCACAUGCAGAUGUUAUAUUAAAGACCUGCCACAGUGAUACAAGUAUCUAUUUCACACCUAUGAGAAAGUGGGUUUGAAGCCAAGUAGGCCAAACAGUUUGACUUUUUGCAUGUAAAACAUUAACUGGAAUAAUGUACUAUUCAAAGAAUAUCAUGUACAAAGUUCAUGCUAGUUAGUAUCAAUAAUGACUUUCUAGAGUUCAUGCAGAUGUGAUAUGCUAAAGUAAUGUUGUAGUAUGUGCACUGAAAGAUAACCGUUCUGGGACAGAGAUCCGAUAGUGAUAUAUUUUGCUAGAAACAAGGAGAGCAGUAUAUUAACUUUGGUUCAUGAAAAUGCAUUGCAAAAAAGAUGUGGAAACCGGGUACCUUUUAAAAAAAAAAAAAAAACAUAAUUGUUACAGUGUAAGUGACCAAAUGAUGCAUUUGAUUGGCUUUCUCGCUUCUGUUAUGUACUAGUGCUGUGCAAAAUGUUUUUGGUUUAUAGAUGCAAUUUUUAAACCUAAAUAAAGUAUAACGUUUAUUCUUAUCACA
This is a messenger RNA of Pelobates cultripes (western spadefoot toad), 5739 nucleotides long. Lineage: Eukaryota; Metazoa; Chordata; Amphibia; Anura; Pelobatidae. The record is from the annotation of a GenBank genome assembly.